Messenger RNA from Miscanthus lutarioriparius, 4197 nucleotides. The record is from the annotation of a GenBank genome assembly. NCBI's taxonomy places the organism in Eukaryota, Viridiplantae, Streptophyta, Magnoliopsida, Poales, Poaceae.
AUGGCGGACCUUGUGCUUGGGUUGGCCAAGUCGACGGUGGAGGGGACGCUGUCCGUUGCCAAGUCAGCUAUUGAGGAGGAGGAGAAGCUGAAGAAGAGUAUGCAGCGCGACCUGAUGCUGAUCUCGGACGAGUUCGAGAUGAUGCACUCUUUCCUCAACGUUGCCAAGGAACGUGCCACCGACGAAAUGGUGAGGACCUUGGUAAGACAGGUUCGCAACACGGCCUUGGAUGUGGAGGACUGCAUCGAGUCGGUUGUCCUCGUGGAUGUUCACGAGUCCCGCUGGUGGCACCGCUUCGCCCGCUUGCUCCUACCCUGCAGCCUAUUCCUAGCAGAUGCGCCGGCUGCCGCCCUGGACGAGGCGGUCGCCGCUGCAGAGUUGCUCAAGUGCAGGGUGGAAGCCAUGGGGCAGAGGAACGAGCGCUACUGGCACAUCCGCGACACCGGCCCCAAGCCCACUGAAAAUCUGCAUCAGCAGGGCGUAGCCGAUGCAGCUGCAGCAGGCAUCCUUAAAGAGGCGAGGGACGCCAAGAAGAAGGUCGGAAACCCAAGGGAUCUGGCGAAGCUGAUCAAGAAGGAAGACGGCCAAAUCCUUCCUCUUCAAAUGAUGUCAUUGUGGGGAGCAGUAGGUGAUCUUGGGGUGGCGUCCAUCAUCAAGAAGACAUUGGAAGACCCAGAAAUUAGCACAACUUUCAGGUGCCGUGCCUGGGUGAAGCUGAUGCAUCCCUUCAAUCCCCAAGAGUUCGUGCGGAGCAUGAUCGCUCAAUUCUACACAAACGGUUCCUCGCAACGAGGAAGCACCGAAGAAUUGCUGAAACAGACAGAAAGCACCGCAGAAUUGCUGAAACAGACAGAUGCGGUGAUGGCUAUGGAAAGCACCCAGCUCAUCGAGGAGUUCCUCAAGCACGUGAGCGAUCACAAAUACCUAAUCUUCCUGGAAGAUAUGUCCAGCACCGUUGACUGGGAGGCUGUCAGGUUAUACCUUCCUGACAAGAAGAAUGGUAGCUGCAUCGUCGUGCACACCCAGCAACUCGAGGUUGCAAGUUUGAUCGUCGGACAAUCACACCAAGUAUUGGAGCUGGAGCAGUUCUCAACUGAGCAUUCUGUUUGUGUCUUUUACAAUGAGAAGCGUAACAGCGCAACAGACCUCAUCAAGCUGAUCAACACGAAAGACGAGGUCUAUACUCCACUUCAAGUGAUCGCAGUGUGCGGAAAAGUUGGCAAUCUUAAGGAGGCAACGGCAUCCAUCAUCGACAGGACCUGUGAUGAUAGCAACCCAGAAAUCUGCACAAAUCAUUUCAGGUACCGUGCUUGGGUGAAGCUAACGAGGGCGGAUGAUCAUAAGAGCUUUGAUUCCGUCAAGUUCAUCGAUAGCCUACUGGAUCAAUUGUGCACAAACUACUGUCCACGACAUGGAAGUGCCGAAGAUUUCCUGAAACUGAAAGGUUUGAAAAUGCUUACUGAAGCUGAAGUUAAACUCAAUGAAGAGUUCGUGAAGCAAGUGAUGAGAGACCAGAGAUACCUAGUCUUUCUUGAGGAUGUGUCCAGUAAGGAUGACUGGGACGCCGUCAGGAAAUACCUACCAGAAAAGACCGAUGGUAGCCGCAUUGUCGUGCACACCGAAGACCCCAAAGUUGGAAGCUCGUGCGUUGAACAACCACACGGAGAGCUGGAGCUGCUGUUCUCAGCUGAUCAUUCUGCUCGUGUCUUUUUCAAUGAGGGUAAGGACAAGGAGAUGACCAUGAAGAGGGAAGAUGCAAGGAAAUGGUUAGAGGAAAAUAAACUUGUUGGCCGCUGGGCAGAUAUAGAGUAUAUCGGCACUGACUAUACGGGAGUGCAACCCGUGUUCGGGAUUGCUGGUGUUGGUAAAUCAUAUAUUGUCAGACAUGUCUACUCCAAGAAAGUGAUUGAUGAGAAGAAACAAUUUGUAAAGUUUGGCUGGGUUGAAGUAUCAAGUCCAUUCAAUAUGAGAGACUUUUCAUGGAGCUUACUGUUGGAUUUGCACUCGGGAUGCCUCCAACAUGGUAGCUUGUUGAGAAUCAGAGACCCAAUUCAGGAAUGUCGUGAGCUUCUAGAAAAACAUGCUUGUCUCAUUGUUAUUGACGGUCUGCAGUCCAAGGAAGAGUGGGACUCGAUAAAAGAUGGCUUGGCCAUUAAACAUGACCACAAUAAAAGCCGUAUCAUUGUCAUUGCAAAUGAAGAAAGUAUCGCCACAUACUGUUCAGCUACUAACUGGUGGAAUGUCGAAGGCCUAGAAAUUGAGCAGGCGUUUGAUCUCUUCAUAAAAACGGUCGAAGCUAAAUGGAAUCGGCCCGCCGAAGGACGCCGUGAGCUGAGCCCCGAUGAUACUGAGAGAAUAAAAUCUUUCCUACACAAGUGCGGUGGACUUCCCAAAGUGAUAGUUGCUGUGGGUGACUUCAUUGGCGACGGACGGGGACUAAGCAACUUGGAUAACUUUAUGCAGCAGUUGGAGACUAACCAAGCAUUUGGCAGUUUAAGAAAUCUGUUUGCCUGGGUGAAUUCCUACUUCAAUACCUGCCCAGAUUCGCUGAAGCCAUGUAUCUUCUAUCUAUCAAUAUUCCCUGUGAACCAUAAGAUUCGGCGGAGGCGUUUGGUGCGGCGGUGGAUGGCUGAGGGCUAUUCCGCGGCCACCAAAGAAAGUACCGCGGAGGAGAAAGGGGAGAAAUCCUUUGUCGACCUCUGCGAGCUAUCCAUGAUCCAGUUGCCAGGAUCGACAAGUCUGUCCUACUCGAUGAGGAUGCCCUCGUGUAAAGUUAACGGUUUCUUCCGGGAAUACAUCAAAUCGCAGUCAAUGGAAGAGAACCUAGUAUUUGCAUUAGAGGGACACUGCAGUGUGAACUUGCAACGCACUGGACGUCAUCUCACCAUAGAGAAUACUUGGGACAGAGACAUUAGUGUGUACGAGAGCAUUGACUUCUCACGGCUUCGGUCACUGACAGUUUUUGGUAAGUGGGAGUCAUUCUUCAUCUCUGACAAGAUGAGGAUAGUCCGGGUGCUGGACCUGGAGGAUGCAUCGUCAGUAACAGAUGCUGACCUCGAACAGAUGGUGAAGCUGCUGCCUCGCCUCAAGUUUCUCUCCCUUAGAGGAUGCAAAGAGAUCACCCGUCUUCCGGAUUCCUUUGGUCGCCGGAUGAGGCAGCUCCGGACUCUGGAUAUCAGACACACUUGCAUUGUCAAGCUUCCACCAAGCAUAACCAAGCUAAAGAAACUGCAGCACAUUCGUGCUGGCACUACUGUACAACUGGAUAACACCAGCACUGUUGGAAGCCCACUACCACCACCACCAUCAGCAGCAGAAGGAUCAGUGUCAUCGGCAUCGAGCAGGCCUCGAGCUUCUACUCUGGUUUGCCGGAUCCGGUUGCCAGAGUUUUGCGCAGGCCGUGGCCAGCGGAUUUUUUCGGGCUCUUGUAAUGGUGGCGUUGAGGCGCCUCGAGGGAUUGGGGAAAUGAUGGCCUUACAUAAUAUCAGUGUCAUCGACGUUAGUGUUGCAAGCGGGCGGGCAAUCCUGGAAGAGCUCAAGAACCUUACCCAAUUGCGCAAGCUUGGAGUCUCUGGCAUCAAGCUGGACAACCACAAGGAGUUGUGUUCUGUCAUUUCAGGUCACCCCCAUUUGAAAUCCUUGUCAAUGUGGCUCGACAAGAAUCAGGCUGGCUGUUUGGAUGGCAUUUCCCCUCCCCCGGAGGAACUACAGAGCCUUAAGCUGUAUGGGUAUUUAGGCAAGCUGCCAGAAUGGAUUAAGCAGCUGUCGAAUCUCACAAAAUUGAAAUUGCAGAUGGACAAGAUAACGCAAUUUGAUGUUAAUAUCCUCAAGUUUUUACCAAGCCUAGAGACUUUAUGUCUUUAUCCCAAGGACUUUGAAUAUGGAGAGCUCCGGUUCAGAGGACGUGGAUGCUUCUGCCGACUCCUGGUCCUCGAGGUUGGUUGCAACUCCAGAUUAGAGUCUGUCAUAUUUGAGUCCGGUGUAAUGCCUUGGCUUGAGGUCCUCAAAAUCCCCUGCUAUCAUGUGUCAUCCUUGGAGUUUUCUGGGCUAAAUGAGCUAGGCGAUCUCAGGGAAGUCUCACUUAGUGGUUCCUUUGAUGACCAAGUGAAGCAACACUUGCAGAGCAAACUUAAACAGCACCCCAAGGAAGUGAAGCCUGUUUUGAAGGUGAACAAGGUUCGUUCUAAUGGCCACUGA